AUGAGGAGGAAGCGAACCCGCGCUGCUUGCCCUCGUACCGCUCGCCGCCGUACACUAGAUGCGCUGAUGGAGACGCAGAAUGGCUUGAAGCAGUACUCUGACAAGACGCGAAGGUACUUCGACCUGCUCGACCCGCCCGCUCCCUCGCCAGACCCGCCCUCGACGCGACUCUCUCAACUUCGCAAGCUUAUCUUGCUAGAGGGCUUGCCGCAGGGAGACGAAGGCGUCGAGGUCAGGCCUCUCGUCUGGAAGCUGCUUCUUCAGCUGCACGAGCUCCCUGCUGGCUAUGGCGGGGAUCUGCAUCCUCUACUCGACUGCGACGGCUACCAGGACCUGAUCUCCCGCGACCCGUCGCCCAUGUUCUCCAAGAUCCGCAACGACACGUUCCGGACUCUUGCAACCGACAAAGAGUUCAUGGAGAAGGUCGGGGAGGAGAAGCUCGUCCGGUGUCUCGAGGCUUUCGUUUGGCGGCAACUAGAUAACGCUGAGCAUGUCGAGCACGAUGCGGGCGAGCCGCAAGUACCCUACGUCCAAGGCCAGAACGUCCUCGCCGCGCCAUUCCUCUACGUCUUGCCCUCGCAACUCGAGGCUUUCGCUUGCUUCACGACCUUCAUCGAAACGCAAGUCCCGCGAUAUGUCCAGCCCACGCUUGUAGGCGUGCACGACGGCCUUCAGCUCGUCGACCUCUGCCUUGAAGCGAUCGACCCAGUUCUCUUCAAGCACCUUCUCUCUUUCAAUCUUAGCGCCGAGAUCUACGCCUUCCCCUCGAUCCUGACAUUCUGCGCCGCGACUCCACCUCUCCGCGAAGUCCUCGAACUGUGGGACUUCUUGCUCGCCUGGGGCGUCGGCUUGAACGUCUUGUGUGUCGUGGCCCAGCUGUAUGUCAUGCGGGAUGACUUGAUGCAGAGCAAGGCGCCCAUGAAGAUGCUCCGAACGUUCCCGCCGCUCAAGAGCAGCGAAAUCAUCCCACUCGUCGUCCAGUUCAUCGGAACUCUUCGCGCCGACCUCUACGACGCGAUUGUCCGCCAUCCUUGGGACGCUACCCUUCGCCUGCCUGAUCACUGA
Rhodotorula toruloides NP11 is the source of this 1065-nucleotide messenger RNA. Its product is annotated as cell cycle arrest protein BUB2. Gene Ontology annotation, biological process: activation of GTPase activity. The transcript is spliced from 6 exons. The record is from RefSeq and is a predicted model, not a curated record. Gene Ontology annotation, molecular function: GTPase activator activity. The coding region runs from base 1 to 1065 and encodes 354 amino acids. Lineage: Eukaryota; Fungi; Basidiomycota; Microbotryomycetes; Sporidiobolales; Sporidiobolaceae.